Molecule: messenger RNA, 246 nt
Organism: Choloepus didactylus (southern two-toed sloth)
Lineage: Eukaryota; Metazoa; Chordata; Mammalia; Pilosa; Megalonychidae
Gene: DEFB104B
Product: defensin beta 104B
Exons: 2
Coding region: 1-246 (81 amino acids)
Biological process (GO): innate immune response
Cellular component (GO): extracellular region
Source: RefSeq, a predicted model, not a curated record
AUGAGGAUCCUCUUCCUUCUAUUAAUCAUUUUUCUUCUACUGUACCAAGAUUCUUCAGUGAGAAGCUUCUUUGACGGGGACAAGAUAUGUGGUUAUGGAACUGCUCGCUGCCGGAAGAAAUGUAAGAAAGAAGAACACAGAAUUGGAAGAUGUCCCAACACAUAUUCCUGCUGUUUGAAAACAUGGAAUGUCCACGUACUGAACCCUUUUGUCAAAUCCCAAUGUCACAGGGCUCUUGGUUCCUAG